AUGUGGCAUCAAGGUGAAGCCCCGCAAGAUUUCAAAGACGCAACCAUCGUGCAUCUCUACAAGCGCAAAGGGAAUCGCCAAGUCUGCGACAAUCACCGCGGCAUUUACCUGCUAAACAUCGCCGAGAAAAUCUUCGCCCACAUUCUUCUCAACCGCCUCAAUAACCAUCUGGAACAGGGCCUUCUGCAGGAAAGCCAAUGCGGCUUCCGUCGUCAUCUUGGGACCACGGAUAUGAUCUUCGCCGCCCGUCAACAUCAGGAGAAGUGUCAGGAGAUGCGGACCCACCUGUACUCUACAUUCGUGGACCUGACGAAAGCCUACGACACGGUGAAUCGUGAAGGACUGUGGAAGAUCAUGCAGAAAUUCGGCUGUCCGGAACGAUUCACUCAGAUGGUGCGUCAGCUGCACGACGGUAUGAUUGCGCGAGUCACGGACAACGGAGCUGUCUCAGAGGCAUUCGCAGUGACCAAUGGAGUGAAGCAGGGCUGCGUACUGGCGCCUACCCUCUUCAGUCUUUUGUUCUCUGCCAUGCUGAUGGACGCCUACCGCGACGAACGCCCCGGGAUCCGCAUCGCUUACAGGACGGACGGUCACUUCCUGAAUCAACGGCGGAUGCACUUCCAAUCGCGCGUCUCCCAAACCACCGUUCACGAACUCCUCUUCGCCGACGACUGCGCCCAAAACACCACCUCGGAAGAGGAGAUGCAACGGAGCAUGGACCUGUUCUCCGCCGCCUGCUAG
This is a messenger RNA of Spirometra erinaceieuropaei, 741 nucleotides long. The record is from the annotation of a GenBank genome assembly. Lineage: Eukaryota; Metazoa; Platyhelminthes; Cestoda; Diphyllobothriidea; Diphyllobothriidae.